Messenger RNA from Lepus europaeus (European hare), 3149 nucleotides. RefSeq names its product tripartite motif containing 8 (gene TRIM8). Lineage: Eukaryota; Metazoa; Chordata; Mammalia; Lagomorpha; Leporidae. The record is from RefSeq and is a predicted model, not a curated record. The transcript is spliced from 6 exons. The coding region runs from base 562 to 2217 and encodes 551 amino acids.
CUCGCCUCGCCCGCCGCGUCCGCAUCUAGUAACCCUCGGCGCGGCCGCGCUAGCCUACUCGGACCCUCGCACCCCGCUCCCGGCCCGGCGCCGACGGAGCCGGGAGGGAGCCACCGUCGCAGCCGCGUUCGCUGGAGGAAGUGUGCGGCUCCCGGGCUCCGUCCGCCCUGGGGCGCGCCCCAAUGUCAGCCGCGGGGCCGAGCGCAGGCCGCGGGCCGCCGCUGCCCUAGCAGAGCCCACGGGGAGGCGGCCUCUUAUAUGGAAUUUGGACCCCGGCGCGCCUUUCCAGGGCUGGUGCCCCGGCCACGGCCCUGGCGCAGUCCGCCGCCUCCCGCUAGGCGCUCGGCAGGAGGAGGAGACGCUGCCGGCUGCGCGCGCGGUGCGAGGACCGAGGCUCCCUCCUCUGGGGGGCGGGCACGCGGAAGCCGCUGCUGACUGAGCGACCGUCGGGGCCGGCUGGGGUUCAGAGCUCGGUGCUCGGCGGCCCUACAGCUGCGCCGGCCGGACGCCCGGGGUUGGGGAGCUGGGGAGGCCUGCCCGGGCCCCCUGCCCGCAGCCGCCAUGGCGGAGAAUUGGAAGAACUGCUUCGAGGAGGAGCUCAUCUGCCCCAUCUGCCUGCACGUCUUCGUGGAGCCAGUGCAGCUGCCGUGCAAACAUAACUUCUGCCGGGGCUGUAUCGGCGAGGCUUGGGCCAAGGACAGCGGCCUGGUGCGCUGCCCGGAGUGCAACCAGGCCUACAACCAGAAGCCGGGCCUGGAGAAGAACCUGAAGCUCACCAACAUCGUGGAGAAGUUCAACGCCCUGCACGUGGAGAAGCCGCCGGCUGCGCUGCACUGCGUGUUCUGCCGCCGCGGCCCCCCGCUGCCCGCGCAGAAGGUGUGCCUGCGCUGCGAGGCGCCCUGCUGCCAGUCCCACGUGCAGACGCACCUGCAGCAGCCCUCCACCGCCCGCGGGCACCUCCUGGUGGAGGCGGACGACGUGCGGGCCUGGAGUUGCCCGCAGCACAACGCCUACCGCCUCUACCACUGCGAGGCCGAGCAGGUGGCGGUGUGCCAGUACUGCUGCUACUACAGCGGCGCGCAUCAGGGACACUCGGUGUGCGACGUGGAGAUCCGAAGGAAUGAGAUCCGGAAGAUGCUGAUGAAGCAGCAAGACCGGUUGGAGGAGCGAGAGCAGGACAUUGAGGAUCAGCUGUACAAGCUCGAAUCAGACAAGCGCCUGGUGGAGGAGAAGGUGAGCCAGCUGAAGGAGGAGGUGAGGCUGCAGUACGAGAAGCUGCACCAGCUGCUGGAUGAGGACCUGCGGCAGACGGUGGAGGCGCUGGACAAGGCCCAGGCCAAGUUCUGCGGCGAGAACGCGGCGCAGGCGCUGCACCUCGGGGAACGCAUGCAGGAGGCCAAGAAACUGCUGGGCUCCCUGCAGCUGCUCUUUGACAAGACCGAGGAUGUCAGCUUCAUGAAGAACACCAAGUCUGUGAAAAUCCUAAUGGACAGGACCCAGACCUGCACAGGCAGCAGCCUUUCUCCUCCCAAGAUCGGCCACCUGAACUCCAAGCUCUUCCUGAAUGAGGUGGCCAAGAAAGAGAAGCAGCUGCGGAAGAUGCUGGAAGGCCCCUUCAGCACGCCGGUGCCCUUCCUGCAGAGCGUCCCCCUGUACCCCUGUGGUGUGAGCAGCUCUGGGGCAGAAAAGCGCAAGCACUCAACGGCCUUCCCAGAGGCCAGCUUCCUAGAGACGUCGCCGGGCCCUGUGGGCAGCCAGUAUGGGGCGGCAGGUGCAGCCAGCGGCGAGGGCCAGUCUGGGCAGCCCCUGGGGCCCUGCAGCUCCACACAGCACCUGGUGGCCCUGCCGGGUGGCGCCCAACCAGUACACUCAAGUCCUGUGUUCCCCCCAUCGCAGUACCCCAAUGGCUCCGCCGCCCAGCAGCCCAUGCUCCCUCAGUAUGGCGGCCGCAAGAUUCUCGUCUGUUCUGUGGACAACUGUUACUGUUCUUCCGUGGCCAACCAUGGCGGCCACCAGCCCUACCCCCGCUCCGGCCACUUUCCCUGGACAGUGCCCUCGCAGGAGUACUCACACCCGCUCCCGCCUGCACCCUCCGUCCCCCAGUCCCUUCCCGGCCUGGCGGUCAGAGACUGGCUCGAUGCCUCCCAGCAGCCCGGCCACCAGGAUUUCUACAGGGUGUAUGGGCAGCCAUCCACCAAACACUACGUGACGAGCUAACGCCACGCAGGCGGCGGGCGCUGGGGAGUCUCACCCUGGCCCCGGUGGCUCGGGGAUUCUGCAUCCAGAGACGUGCCCUCCUACUUUCCUCCCCUGCCUCUUCCACCUCCCUCCCCCUCCCCCACCACUUUUUUUUUGUUUGUUUUGUUUGGGGUUUCUUUUUUUUUUUUUUUUAAUCUCCUGGACUCAGAGGAGGCAGUGGGAGCUGGCCUGGGCCUGGGCCGGGAAGCGGGUGGGCCUGGAAGCGGGGGGAGUGUCUGUUCCAAGGCUCUGAGCUCUCUCUGUCUCUCCUUUUUUCCUUCCACUCCUUCCCCUUCACACCCCCACGGCCGGAAGGAGCCUCCACUUCCGCUCCAGCCGGGGGCCCUGGCCCUGGGAGGAAGGCCCGGGGCACCGGCCUGUUUUUCCUCUUCUUUCGGGCAGUCUCAUCACUGAUGGAGUAAGGAAUGACCUGUAGAUUGUGGGACUUUUUUUUUCUUUUAAUUUUUUAAAAUCAAGAGUGAUCUCUCCUGCUUCCUUCUCACCAUCUUCCCAGACCAGACGGAGUUCAAAGGCGGCUUCUCAAGCGGCUUUUGGCACCUUCAGCCUCAAAGUGGAGUCUUUUAAAGACAGGAACCCACGUCCAGGAAAGGGGAAAAGGAACUCUGCCAAUGAGAGUGACCACAGCAAAAGCAAAUAAUAAUAAUAUUAAUAAUAAUAAAAGAAAUAAAUAAAUAAAAAACCAAUAGCACAGCCCUUGUUAAGGUCAGUGGAGAAGGAGGAGGAGCUGCCCCAAGUUGGGUCCUUGCCUGGAUUUUGACACAGCAACUUCCUGUAGUGAGCACUUUGUAUGAAUCGUGGACUUCCUGUUCUCAAGGCGCAGGUAUUUAUUCUGUAUUCUGUCUAGAGCACACAUCGAAAUCCAACCUUCUAAUAAACAUGCUGGCGCAGUC